GUCGAACAGUCACAAAAUAAGCGCUUCAUUGAGUUAUGCGUAUGGAGCUGCUCGUUGAAAUGCAUAGCAAUCUUAGUGCGGUAUGUUGAAUUCUCUGUAAAUGCUACGGCUCGCAAUACAGUAACGCUAACUUCUUUAAAAUUUUUCAUUAUUUAUCAGGCUCACUUUAAUGAGCGGUGUGCUAAACAGUGUAUGAGAGUCGGAAAUAUCGAGGGAGCAAUCUGUUACUACAAAAAGUCUAUUGCCUUAAUGGAACUAGUUCGAGAAGAGGUUGAAGAAGGAGAUCAUGAUUACGUGAUUAUUGAUUUACAGUUAUCAUCACUGAAGUUGAGCUUAAGUGAGGCAGUGGCGAGAAAGGCCGAAACAAUAUCUGGUGACCGAAACGCUUAUUCGAAGACGAUUCCUUAUAACCAGUUACCGAAAAACGAAAAAUUAACCGACACUUCGUCAUACUCAUCUCUAUUCUCUAAUCAAACAUCCAGUUUAAUGGAACAAACGGCUGCUGUUAAACUGCCUAAGACUGAAUUCCAAACACGUGAAGAAUUAGUUACGUGUAUUGAAGAACUUCGAAAACUUGUGGAUAUGUUGACAUCUCAACUAAGUCGAGUUCGUCAGAUGCUUUCAGAAGAACGUGAACGUCGCCUUGCGAUAGAGGCGGAACUGAUGUCUUCAGGCGGUUUCAAUUAUCAGUCCAGUGAAUCCUUGACCUAUCACAAUUCUGAUGACGACGAUGGUUUUGAUGAAAACAGACCAUGUAUUUUCACAGACCUAUCAAAACGUACAAGUUUGAACGUUAAUGGAGAUAUCCCACUAUCAACUGAGACAGAUUCAUUCAAUGAAGAUUCGACUUUACGCAAAUCAUGUCAAGUAUCAAAUACUGAUAUAUCGGACUCAUUAAAUCCAAAAUAAUGUCAUAGACCUCGUGCAUCAUGCUUGACUUUUUUUAUUGACUAUCAUUUCCACUACCACAGCUCCCCCGGUGUUCGAUUCAGUAUGAAAGAGAAUCAACCGUUUCGCAGAUAAUUCCUUGAAGUUAUACGUACGGGCCGGCUAUUUAACAUGGGUCAUUUUUCAAACGAUAGACCUUUGUUACUCAACGAAUAUUACUUUAUUUCAUUUAAAUCACUGCGUAUGCAUUUUUCUGCUUUGCUUGUCCUUUUCUUUUAUACGUAUUUUUUGAAUAGCAUACAUUAUGAUGAAGACCACAAAUCUUUCAUCUUACUAUCCUUAAUAUUCAAAUAAACUGUAUGAUGUCUUUCAAACAGAGACUAAUAAUUCAUCCACUCAGUGGUCUCCAUUCCCGUUAACAAAAAAAAGAUUUGUCUUUCAAAGAGUACAAUAGUUAUGAUUUUAGUCUAUUUUUAACCUAAAAUAUUGAUCAACAUUUACAUUAUUUCUUACAUAAAUAAAUUAUUGAAAAUAUCCUACGUUUCAUUUCGUUAUAUACAUUAUACUUUACAAUAUAGAUUGAUAUUACACACG
Schistosoma turkestanicum is the source of this 1482-nucleotide messenger RNA. Lineage: Eukaryota; Metazoa; Platyhelminthes; Trematoda; Strigeidida; Schistosomatidae. The record is from the annotation of a GenBank genome assembly.